AUGAAGAACAGAUUAUCUCAGCGCAACCACCGGCGAAGAGCAAAAGAGAGCAGUGAGGCUACCAAGGCACAACCUCAAUACGCAGGCGUAGGCAUAAACUCAGAAGUGCUUCCUGUAUUCACGUCCGAUAAUAGCACAAUGCAACAAGGCUGUGGUCUCGACCGGACCCAAAACCUCCACUACCUGCCAGGGAGUUAUCACGAACCUCUUCAGUAUGCUAGCAGUUCCGAAAACUCGGUCGAUUACUUUGAACGUCAACAAUUUCCCAGCGGCCAGCCAAACUCUGGUCCAACCACUGCAACCUCAGCGUGGUAUUCAGGAGUUGACAUGCAGAAUCUGAUCACACCAGGCGACAUGGUGUCUUUGUUCUCACCGGACCGGGAAUGGUCACAGUCAGACAUAGAACGUUUAUCAGCACCAAUGGAGUCCAACGUUACCGGGCCAGACUCCCAGCCCACGUGUUCUUGUCGUAACAGCUCGGAGCCGGUGCUUGGACAAGUUCCAGAGGGCUUUCCACUAUGGCGCCAGAACGAACAAGGGCCUAAUACGUGCAGGGUCCCAUCGGCGCCGAGCCAUUCUGAGUUGGAUUCUCAUAGAUUACGCAGACGUUUCAGUGAGACCGGCCAUCACGGACCGGGGCCCGGUCUGCAUGACAGCGCCGCAGGAAUGCCGCAUUCAACGCUGCAAGGACAUGUUCAUGCUUGCAGCAGCAGGCUGGCAUCCUUAUCCUCAUCUAAAGGAAUCUCAUCGGCGGAGGAAACUAAGCUGGCCGACCCGUCUCCAGUAGCCGAACUGACCCAUCGAUUCGACUCCAUUCUAGAAACCAUGCGCACAUCAGGUUUUCACAACUUUGACGAGAUGGCAGUAGCUUACUAUACAGGUCGGUUCAGUACAGGAAGUGUCCCAUCAAUUAUGCAGUGUUCUAGCCGGAGUUGGCGCUUAAAAGUCAUACUGCAGAAACUUCACCAGGAUAGUCAAGAAUGGCCCAAGUGGGAGUCCCGGGGGCUCCAUGAGAGCAUGUCGAUUGCAACUGCAUCACUUUGCGUUGAUGAAAUUGAGCAAUUGGUCAAAGACGAAUUUCCUACACACAAGCUCAAGACAAACCACCACGUAGUGGGACGACGCUCGAGCAACUUCUCUCAACACAUGAUAUCGGAAAGGUCUUCUCCAGAAGCAAAGAACAGUCUUUAUCUCCCCUUCCCUCCGAGGUAG
Molecule: messenger RNA, 1212 nt
Organism: Fusarium oxysporum Fo47
Lineage: Eukaryota; Fungi; Ascomycota; Sordariomycetes; Hypocreales; Nectriaceae
Exons: 5
Coding region: 1-1212 (403 amino acids)
Source: RefSeq, a predicted model, not a curated record